Molecule: messenger RNA, 2475 nt
Organism: Momordica charantia (bitter melon)
Lineage: Eukaryota; Viridiplantae; Streptophyta; Magnoliopsida; Cucurbitales; Cucurbitaceae
Source: RefSeq, a predicted model, not a curated record
AAGGGAAAAGGAAUGAGCUACGGCAUAUCGUCGCAGGCUGAAACUCUAUAGCCCUCUUGGUUUUGCAAUUGGCGGAACGCCGACGAGUCUCCUGCUGAAGGAGGGCAAAGAGCGCAAAAGCCCUAGAAUCAGCUGCCAAUCCUCACCUGCUGAAGAGCCUCGCUCAAAUCUGGGUUCUUAAGAUGACAGAGGUGGCGAGCUCAGUGGUGCACGAGGUCCUGGGACCGAGAACUCAGGACGUGGAUCAGCCCAUCAUUGACUACAUCAUCAAUGUCCUUGCCGACGAGGAUUUCGAGUUUGGCGAGGAUGGGGAAGGAGCUUUCGAGGCCCUUGGUGAGCUUCUCGUUGGUGCCGGCUGCGUUAGCGACUUCGCCGAGUGCCGCACGGUUUGUAUUAAAAUUUCUGAGAAGUUUGGAAAGCAUGGAAUGGUCAAAACUAAACCGACUAUGCGCAGUCUUGUGACACCCUUGAGAAUGAAUGAAGGAAUGGAUGAAGUGGAGGUUCCAAAGAAGAAGCCUGAAGUUACUGAUGGUCCUGUACUGACCGAGCGCGACCGAGCAAAACUAGAGAGGAGAAAGAGGAAGGAGGAGCGUCAAAGAGAGGCGCAAUACCAAAUGCAUUUAGUUGAAAUGGAGGCAGCCAGAGCAGGAAUGCCUGUAGUAUGUGUAAAUCACGACAGUGGCUCUGGACCUGCAGUCAAGGAUAUUCAUAUGGAGAAUUUCAAUAUCUCUGUUGGUGGUCGUGAUCUCAUUGUGGAUGGUACAGUUACACUGUCAUUUGGAAGGCAUUAUGGUCUUAUUGGAAGAAAUGGUACGGGGAAGACAACUUUUCUUAGGUACAUGGCUAUGCAUGCCAUUGAUGGCAUUCCUAAGAACUGCCAGAUAUUACAUGUAGAGCAGGAAGUUGUUGGUGAUGAUACUUCAGCGUUGCAGUGUGUUUUAAACUCGGAUAUUGAGAGGACCCAACUUUUGCGAGAGGAAGCGCAUCUUCUAGCCCAACAGAGAGAAUUUGAGUCUGAGGAUGGAAAAAGCAAUGCAGCUACUGACAAAGAUGGCAUUGCGCAAAGGCUUGAAGAGAUAUACAAAAGACUUGAGUUUAUUGAUGCUUAUUCAGCAGAGGCACGUGCUGCUUCCAUUCUUGCGGGCUUGAGUUUCUCCUCAGAAAUGCAGCGGAAGGCAACAAAAACCUUUUCAGGAGGUUGGAGAAUGCGUAUUGCUCUUGCACGUGCAUUGUUCAUAGAGCCUGAUUUGUUACUACUUGAUGAACCAACAAACCAUCUUGAUCUUCAUGCUGUUCUCUGGUUGGAAUCCUACCUUGUGAAAUGGCCUAAAACAUUCAUCGUUGUUUCUCAUGCUAGAGAAUUUCUGAACACGGUAGUCACUGAUAUCCUUCAUCUUCAAGGGCAAAAAUUAACAACCUACAAAGGUAACUAUGAUACGUUUGAGAGGACAAGAGAAGAACAACUUAAGAACCAACAAAAAGCAUUUGAGGCAAAUGAACGUACACGAUCCCAUAUGCAGUCGUUUAUUGAUAAGUUCCGAUACAAUGCAAAGAGGGCCUCUCUUGUUCAAUCAAGGAUCAAGGCUCUGGAGCGAAUUGGUCAUGUGGAUGAAGUUAUAAACGAUCCCGACUACAAAUUUGAGUUCCCAACUCCAGACGACAGGCCAGGUCCACCAAUAAUAAGUUUCAGUGAUGCAUCAUUUGGCUAUCCAGGUGGACCCAUAUUGUUUAAGAAUCUGAACUUUGGGAUUGAUCUUGACAGUCGAAUAGCAAUGGUUGGCCCAAAUGGCAUUGGUAAAUCAACCAUACUCAAAUUAAUUGCAGGGGAACUUCAACCGACCUCUGGAACUGUGUUUCGUUCAGCUAAGGUUCGAAUAGCUGUCUUUAGUCAGCACCAUGUUGAUGGGUUAGACUUGUCUUCAAAUCCUCUUCUGUACAUGAUGCGUUGCUUCCCAGGCGUGCCAGAACAGAAGCUCCGAGCUCACUUGGGUUCAUUUGGUGUAACUGGAAAUCUUGCACUUCAGCCGAUGUACACGCUCUCCGGUGGUCAGAAAAGCAGAGUUGCCUUUUCCAAGAUUACAUUCAAGAAGCCACACAUAAUAUUGCUUGACGAGCCAUCCAAUCAUCUGGUUAGUCACGACGAGCAUCUGAUAUCAGGAAGCGUUGAGGAGCUGUGGGCGGUGUCAGAAGGUAAAGUAAAUCCCUUCCGUGGCACAUUCCAAGAUUACAAGAAGAUAUUGCAGUCCUCGUAGAGAAACUCAGCGAUUGGUAUAAAAUGAAUUUGGUUCCUUCUGGUUGUGAGAUAAUAUUAAUAUAUGAGAUGAUCUGUGCGCUUGAUGAGUUUCAACAGUUCUGCAGUUUUAUAUAUGAAUAUACAUGCGGGCAUCAAAAUUGCCUGGAAAAAUGCCAUUUUGAAAGUGUAGCACAGCUUUACAAACUUUUACAAUUUAAUAUAUUCUUUUUCUGACUUGCCAA